CUCAGCUCCGCUCCUGGAUUUUCUUCGUUCCUUUUCUCAUCUCAUGAGAUCAACGGUCCCGAUCCCGCCAGUGUGGAUGAUUCCCGCUCCAAGCUCAGUUGCAAGCGGUCAUCGAAUGCUCUGACCCCGCAUGGUUCCAGUCAUUUCUGCCUAGUGUAUGCAGCUACAACCAACAGUGCGUUGCUGAUUUGCCGCCAGCCUCGUGGGCUACACAACUAUGCAGGCCUCUACCGACGACCGAGCCAUGGAUGGCGUAUGGAGUUGUCAAUUUUGCUCAGCAAUCUUUCAUCGCUUAGACCAUCACAAGCGACAUAUAGCUACCCAUAGCUCACAGAAGCCUUUCAGAUGUGGAUUUUGCGGCUCUCAUUACAAACGAGGAGAUGUCUUGCGGCGACACUGGAAGUCUUGUUCUGCCCGCAUACAUGCCGGCCAGGCCAUCCCAGGACCUCGAAUAGGCGGCAAAGAACGGCAUGCAUGUGAUGUCUGCGCCAGGCUAAAGAAAUCCUGUGAUGGGGGGCAGCCAUGCUUAGAAUGCGCCACGCGGAGGAAAACGUGCACUUACUUGCGACUACAGGAUAGCGGGGGGGCUCCGCGCAACCAGCACACCCCUUCGCCGACUUUCAACCAAUCGCAGCCCGAACCCAUAAACUCAAUACCUGAUUUGGCGCUUCCCACAUGGGAUCUAGGGCUCCAGCCUUACUAUCCAAACCUUCAGACUCGUCUGAAGGCUCGCGCACGACGCGAUGGCGUCCAAACAGAGGGAUGAAAUUACACAGCCGCUUUACGAACAGGAGCAUCAAAGAAAGGUAUGGUACUUCGAGGAAUAAGCCAUCUACUUGGAGUUUGGGAACACCAGCGAAUAGAGCAUGGCAGGG
Molecule: messenger RNA, 875 nt
Organism: Aspergillus eucalypticola CBS 122712
Lineage: Eukaryota; Fungi; Ascomycota; Eurotiomycetes; Eurotiales; Aspergillaceae
Exons: 3
Coding region: 218-766 (182 amino acids)
Biological process (GO): regulation of DNA-templated transcription
Molecular function (GO): DNA-binding transcription factor activity, RNA polymerase II-specific; zinc ion binding
Source: RefSeq, a predicted model, not a curated record